Messenger RNA from Adineta steineri, 1521 nucleotides. NCBI's taxonomy places the organism in Eukaryota, Metazoa, Rotifera, Eurotatoria, Adinetida, Adinetidae. The record is from the annotation of a GenBank genome assembly.
AUGUCAUUACUUUAUAUCGAUUCUACUACUAACUAUCAACAUUUUUUUCAUACUUUAUACAGUCAAAGUGAUGAUUAUCCUGUACAUAUUGAUGAUUUCUAUCGUCAUAAAUAUAGUCUUUUAACAAACGGUUCAUUAUAUAUUGAUAAUAUUCAAUUAAACGAUAAUGAUACAUUUGAAUGUCGUUUAAUAUUAAUUGAUCGUGGUCUACUUGAUAUAAAAGAUAAAUAUUUUAUUACAUUUCGUGUUAAUGAACCACCGCGUUUUAUUAAUCUAUCAAAUUCAUUACAAAUAGCAUCACAUUAUUCAACAGUUAAUUUUAUUUGUCAAAUUUAUGGUGUGCCAGUUCCUGUAGUAACAUGGUAUAAAAUUCUUGAGAAAAAUAAACAAACAAUCGAUAGUGAAGAUUUAGAAUUACUUUCAAUUAAUAAUCAACAGCAUACUAUUCAUAAUGUUGAUGAUCGUAUGGCAGGAAAGUAUCGAUGUAUAGGAAAAAAUCGUCUUGCUACAAUACAAAAUGACUUUCAACUUCUUAUACGUGGUUCGAUUUAUUGGCGACGAUUUCCAGAAAGUCAAACUGUUAGAAUCAAUAGUAGUUUGUCACUAAAAUGUGAAGGUGAAAGUAGUGAACCAUUACAGUAUCAUUGGCUAAAAGAUGAUGUUCUUAUAUCUGAUAUAAUUGCAUCACAAGAUCGUAUACGAACUUAUAGUGAUGGUGUUCUUACUAUAAAUCAUAUUCAACCAUCUGAUUAUGGUUUAUAUGUAUGUGUAAUAAGUAUAUUAAAUUCAGCAAGUGUUCGUAGUAAACCCGCAAUUAUUACAGUUAAAUAUCCACCAAUGCCAUCACGUACUCGUCAAAUAAAAAAUUUAACAUUAAUUCGAGGUUCAACAGGUAUAUGUCCAUGUUUACUUGAUUCAUAUCCACCAAUUCAAUCUGUUGCUUGGUAUCGAAAUGGAUUAUCUAUACGUAUUGAACCAAAAGGUGGUGCAUAUUCUAUUAAUGCUGAAUAUAGUUUAGUAAUAAAAUCUGUUGAAGAUAUUGAUGAUGGUAAAUAUUUUUGUCGUGCACAAAAUUCCGAAGGAUUUGGUCAUGAUAGUACAACAUUUUAUGUUGAAACAAUAGAACCAAUUAAAUUUCUUUUACAACCAAAAUCAAUUUAUCAUACUAAUGAACAAGAUCAAUUAAUAUUACCAUGUGUUGCUUUUGGUAAUCCACAACCAAAAAUUAAAUGGUUUAAAAAUUCAAAUGAAUUGAAGGAAGUUAAAGAGAAUUUAACAUUCGAAUAUAUUGAUAAAACAGAUCAUGGUGUAUAUGUAUGUCAAGCAGCAAAUGAACAUACAACAACUAAUAUUACAUCAUUGCUUAUUGUUGAAAAUACAACAACACAAGCACCUCAUAAUAUUCAAAACAAACAAAUAUCGUCGAAUGUUUUUAUUUCUUGGAAACUACGUUAUGAUAGUGGACCAUCUCAAUAUAUUUUUAUUUGCUAUCAAAUAUUACAUACAAGAAAACGUGAUUGA